Messenger RNA from Staurois parvus, 267 nucleotides. The record is from the annotation of a GenBank genome assembly. Lineage: Eukaryota; Metazoa; Chordata; Amphibia; Anura; Ranidae.
AUGAUCCUCUGGCUGAAAGGAGUUGUCUUCAACGUAACCACGGUUGACCUGAAGAGAAAGCCAGCAGAUCUACACAACCUUGCACCGGGCACUCAUCCUCCUUUUCUCACCUUCAAUGGAGAGGUGAAGACAGAUGUAAACAAAAUAGAGGAGUUCCUGGAGGAGAUAUUAGCACCACCAAGGUAUGAAGCUCACCCACCACGAGUAUAUAUGUUAUUGGCCAAAACCGUAACCAGAACCUCCAGACAAGUAUCUCUUGCAUGGUAA